Messenger RNA from Haliotis rufescens (red abalone), 3067 nucleotides. Its product is annotated as nibrin-like. Gene Ontology annotation, cellular component: Mre11 complex. The transcript has 18 exons. The record is from RefSeq and is a predicted model, not a curated record. Bases 209 to 3004 code for a protein of 931 amino acids. Gene Ontology annotation, biological process: double-strand break repair via homologous recombination; mitotic G2 DNA damage checkpoint signaling. Lineage: Eukaryota; Metazoa; Mollusca; Gastropoda; Lepetellida; Haliotidae. Gene Ontology annotation, molecular function: protein binding; damaged DNA binding.
CUGUUCCCGCGAAAGGUCAAGAUCAUCGAGUGAACAGGAAGUGAUGGACCGUAGGCGUGAUCUUGUCAUGUAAACAAUAACUUUCAGUAGUGUCACAUGUUGGCACCGCCAUAACCCUUUUCUGAAUGUGUACACAGCCGAUUGUAGAUCUAUUUCCAGUACUUGAUAUGGAGAUAUGACCGUGGAAUACUGAGGUGACAGUUCCAAUAUGUGGUACCUGGUAGCUGCCGAUAACCCAGAUCUGAAGUAUGUGUUGCUGGUUGGCCGUGAGCACACAGUGGGGCGUAAAGACUGUGAUAUUCUCCUGACAACUGAUCCCACCGUCAGCAGAAAACAUUCAGUGCUGCAGCUGACCCAUGCAGAGUCAAAUCUGAGCCACCCCCAGAAGUCUGCCCUGGUCACCCUGAAGGACGUGUCAAAGUUCGGGACGUGGGUGAACAAGAAGCGGAUAUCGGGAGAAGUUCCGAUCAAGGAUGGAGAUGAGGUGGCAUUUGGCUCUCCCAAGUCAGUCUUCCUUGUUGUCAACGAGCCCUUCAUCAUCACAACCUCCUGCCUGGACGUAGCUUCGAAGAAAUCCGCUAAAGCAGUAGUACGAACUUUUGGCGGCCAUGUUGUGAGCGAAUGGACGAAAAACUGUUCGCUGCUGGUGAUGAACAGUAUUAGCGUCACCAUAAAGGUGAUUUGUGCAAUGAUUACCCAGAAGUCCAUAGUGCUCCCGUCAUAUUUGGAAAAUCUUUUGGAACAUCUCAAAGGAGAAGUCGAGAAGCCUGACCCAGAAGUGUAUCUGCCGACAGUGUCUGAGACCCAAGUCAACCCAGAAGAGGUGUCCUUUAAACCCAACCCAAACAGGGCCUCAGUGUUUGAAGGGAUGAAGUUCAUAUUUCUAAGUCAAAGACAGUUCAAGAAGAUGAACCUAGCGGUGGAGUUGGCGGGCGGAAUGCCGAUACUGAUGGAGGAGGGAAGUGACGACAAUGAUGACCGAGUACUGGUUGAGAGUGGAACUGUUGUCAUGAACUGUGGCGCUGAAGACCUGAAGACUCUGACGCCGGCGGGGCAGGAGUGGGUUGCCCAUGUCAACAAGUACCUCAAGCGAAAGAAGAAGAAUGUGAUCCAGGAUGCAGAGAUCGGAUAUGCUGUACUGUACUGUUCCACAGACAAGCACUGUAACCCUGAUAUAGAUAAAGCCCAGCAGCUGUUUCAGAAUCUCCCAUCACAGUCACUGUCUCAGUGUGUAGCAGAACAAACAAUGCCAGAUGUCCUGGCGGCCAACACAGAAGUCUCACCAGGGAGAAGACGAGGUAAGGCAGGAGAACUUGCUGCUGGCAAAUCUGUGGUUGAUGAGAGCGUCUUACAUGCACAGGCUGUGAAGGUGAAGCGAGAGGAAGACGGCCAUACUGCAGCCACACCCACCAAGAGAAAGAGGACAGAGGAGGCGAAGGAGGAAACACAGACAGAAGCACGUGAAUCUAAGAGAAUCAAACAGGAAGUGGUGACACCUGCAAAGUCUCAGACCCAAGGAAGGUCAAGGUUAGAAGUGUCUCCAAAGCCAGACCCAGAUGUCCAGGUAACCAGGCAACCAAAGCAGAACCCUUCCCCCGAACCGAAACAGGAAUCAGUCGCAAAGGGCCGAGGAAGGAGGAGCCCAUCACCGGCUGCUGUGAAGACUGCACCAAGAGCAAGAAGCCGCUCUCCAUCCCCUUCUCCGAGUCGAAGGUCAGCUAGAGGGAAGAAUGUAUCCCCUGCAAGGGAGGUAAUCAAAGAUGAGGACAUGUUGCCAUCGAAUCCUAUUUCUGGUAAAGGAAGAAAGUCUGUAUCUCCCAAGCCUGCAAAAUCCCAGAGAGUGAAAGAUGAACUGUUUGAAGAACUUGAUGAUGAUUUUGAUAUGAGUGUUAAGACGCCAACUGGGAGUCGGAUUUCGGGGAGAAAAUCACAACAUUCUCAUGUUUUGAAUGAUGAAGAUGUUGAAGUUCAGUCAGGUUCAAGUAAGACAUUCAAAAAGGUUAAGAAAGAACAAGAAAGUGAAGUGUCAAAAGUCAUGCCUAAAACCUCUCCACCUUCUAAAGCCAAUAAACGUGUCCUGCUUGAUGACAGUGAUGAAGAUGACCUUGGUCUGUGGCAAGGCAGGAGGCAAGGUCAGAAGCAGACGUCAAGGGGAGAUGACUCCGAUGACUUGAUGGAUAUUUUGUCUUCAAAACAUAAGAAACACAAAGCAAAUACAAGUGGAACAAGAGUCAGUGAUGAAGACAAUUUGUUUGAUGAUAUUCCAUCUUCAAGAACAAAUGCAGCCCAGUCUGAAGCAGCCAGACAAGGGAAGGUGGCCAAACAUGAUGGUUGGGGGGCCAGACAGAAGUCACCCUCCCCAAGUCCCACCAGACGUGUCAAAAGGGAUGUCAAAGAAGAUAGCGAGGAGGAAACGAUAACAGAACAGACCCGGGUCAAGACGGUGUCCAGGAGGCAGAACAGAGAUGCCAGGUCCAGAGUGGAUGUGCUGGAAGUGCCAGAGGAAGAGCCAGUCACAGCUGCGGAGGCCAGAGACAGUACCAGGAAUGGAGGUAACCAUGACAACAGGACAGUCCCUACAGGGUUCCUGACGACCAGGCUGCCCAUCAAGGAGCAGACAGUGAAAAGAGAUGAUUUCAUCAAAGAGGAAGAUAUCCCCACUGCUGUCAUGGUUACACAGUUUGUUAAUCUGGUUACCAGGCAUCCUAAACCCCCGGCCAAGAAGUCAGGGAAGAAAGAUAUUCCUGAUGGAUAUGCUGAAUGGAAUGGCAAACUUGUGAAGAACUUCAAGAGGUUUAGGAAGUCCAGCCAUGCAGGAGCCAACUUUCUUCCUCGUAUCAUCGGCGGCAGCGACCUCGUAGAACACAUGGGAAGUCAGCGCCGUGAGAUGGAUGACUGGUUCCGAGAUGCAAGACAGGCCGAGAGUCAGGAGAAUGAACGUGAACGAGAAGCUGAAGACCUAUUUAAUUGGGAACCCACCAGUCGCAACAAGAGGUCAAGGUAGCUGGCGAACAACGUUGUGUAUAUAUAUAUAUAUAUGCAUAUUCAAUAAAUGAUGUUCCCUUCA